Messenger RNA from Gadus macrocephalus (Pacific cod), 3849 nucleotides. RefSeq names its product adhesive plaque matrix protein-like. The transcript is spliced from 4 exons. NCBI's taxonomy places the organism in Eukaryota, Metazoa, Chordata, Actinopteri, Gadiformes, Gadidae. The coding region runs from base 1 to 3849 and encodes 1282 amino acids. The record is from RefSeq and is a predicted model, not a curated record.
AUGGCUUUUCUAAUGAGGCAGCCGCCUAGCUACAAGCCCCAGCAGCAGCAGCAGCCGCCUAGCUACAAGCCCCAGCAGCAGCAGCAGCCGCCUAGCUACAAGCCCCAGCAGCAGCCGCCUAGCUACAAGCCCCAGCAGCAGCAGCCGCCUAGCUACAAGCCCCAGCAGCAGCAGCCGCCUAGCUACAAGCCCCAGCAGCCGCCUAGCUACAAGCCCCAGCAGCCGCCUAGCUACAAGCCCCAGCAGCCGCCUAGCUACAAGCCCCAGCAGCCGCCUAGCUACAAGCCCCAGCAGCAGCAGCAGCCGCCUAGCUACAAGCCCCAGCAGCAGCAGCAGCCGCCUAGCUACAAGCCCCAGCAGCAGCCUAGCUACAUGCAGCCCCAGCAGUCUGGCUACCAGCCCCAGCAGCCGCCGGCUGGCUACAUGCAGCCGCCGGCUGGCUACAUGCCGCCGGCUGGCUACAUGCCGCCGGCUGGCUACAAGCCGAAGCCCCAGCAGCCUAGCUACAAGCCCCAGCAGCAGCCGCCGAGCUACAAGCCCCAGCCCAAGCAGCAGCAGCAGCAGCCGCCUAGCUACAAGCCCCAGCCCAAGCAGCAGCAGCCUAGCUACAAGCCCCAGCCCAAGCAGCAGCAGCCUAGCUACAAGCCCCAGCCCAAGCAGCAGCAGCCUAGCUACAAGCCCCAGCAAACUCAGCAGCCGCCUAGCUACAAGCCCCAGCAGCCGCCUAGCUACAAGCCCCAGCAGCAGCAGCAGCCGCCGCCUAGCUACAAGCCCCAGCAGCAGCAGCCGCCGCCUAGCUACAAGCCCCAGCAGCAGCAGCCGCCUAGCUACAAGCAGCAGCAGCAGCCGCCUAGCUACAAGCAGCAGCAGCAGCCGCCGCCUAGCUUCAAGCCCCAGCCGCCGCCUAGCUACAAGCCCCAGCCCAAGCAGCAGCCGCCUAGCUACAAGCCCCAGCCCAAGCAGCAGCAGCCUAGCUACAAGCCCCAGCAAACUCAGCAGCCGCCUAGCUACAAGCCCCAGCAAACUCAGCAGCAGCCGCCUAGCUACAAGGCCCAGCAGCAGCAGCCGCCUAGCUACAAGCCCCAGCAGCAGCAGCCGCCUAGCUACAAGCCCCAGCAGCAGCAGCCGCCUAGCUACAAGCCCCAGCAGCAGCAGCCGCCUAGCUACAAGCCCCAGCAGCAGCAGCCGCCUAGCUACAAGCCCCAGCAGCAGCAGCCGCCUAGCUACAAGCCCCAGCAGCAGCAGCCGCCGCCUAGCUACAAGCCCCAGCAGCAGCAGCAGCCGCCGCCUAGCUACAAGCCCCAGCAGCAGCAGCAGCCGCCGCCUAGCUACAAGCCCCAGCAGCAGCAGCCGCCUAGCUACAAGCCCCAGCAGCAGCAGCCGCCUAGCUACAAGCCCCAGCAGCAGCAGCCGCCUAGCUACAAGCCCCAGCAGCAGCAGCCGCCUAGCUACAAGCCCCAGCAGCAGCAGCCGCCUAGCUACAAGCCCCAGCAGCAGCAGCAGCCGCCUAGCUACAAGCCCCAGCAGCAGCAGCAGCCGCCUAGCUACAAGCCCCAGCAGCAGCAGCAGCCGCCUAGCUACAAGCCCCAGCAGCAGCAGCAGCCGCCUAGCUACAAGCCCCAGCAGCAGCAGCAGCAGCCGCCUAGCUACAAGCCCCAGCAGCAGCAGCAGCAGCCGCCUAGCUACAAGCCCCAGCAGCAGCAGCAGCCUAGCUACAUGCAGCCCCAGCAGCAGCAGCAGCCUAGCUACAUGCAGCCCCAGCAGUCUGGCUACCAGCCCCAGCAGCCGCCGGCUGGCUACAUGCCGCCGCCGGCUGGCUACAUGCCGCCGGCUGGCUACAUGCCGCCGGCUGGCUACAUGCCGCCGGCUGGCUACAAGCCGAAGCCCCAGCAGCCUAGCUACAAGCCCCAGCCCAAGCAGCAGCAGCAGCAGCCGAGCUACAAGCCCCAGCCCAAGCAGCAGCAGCAGCAGCAGCAGCCGAGCUACAAGCCCCAGCCCAAGCAGCAGCAGCAGCCGCCGAGCUACAAGCCCCAGCCCAAGCAGCAGCAGCAGCCUAGCUACAAGCCCCAGCCCAAGCAGCAGCCGCCUAGCUACAAGCCCCAGCAGCAGCAGCCGCCUAGCUACAAGCCCCAGCAGCAGCAGCCGCCUAGCUACAAGCCCCAGCAGCAGCCCCAGCAGCAGCCGCCUAGCUACAAGCCCCAGCAGCAGCCGCCUAGCUACAAGCCCCAGCCCAAGCAGCAGCCGCCUAGCUACAAGCCCCAGCCCAAGCAGCAGCCGCCUAGCUACAAGCCCCAGCAAACUCAGCAGCCGCCUAGCUACAAGCCCCAGCAGCAGCAGCCGCCUAGCUACAAGCCCCAGCAGCAGCAGCCGCCUAGCUACAAGCCCCAGCAGCAGCAGCCGCCUAGCUACAAGCCCCAGCAGCAGCAGCCGCCUAGCUACAAGCCCCAGCAGCAGCCCCAGCAGCAGCCGCCUAGCUACAAGCCCCAGCAGCAGCAGCCGCCUAGCUACAAGCCCCAGCAGCAGCCGCCUAGCUACAAGCCCCAGCAGCAGCAGCAGCCGCCUAGCUACAAGCCCCAGCAGCAGCAGCCGCCUAGCUACAAGCCCCAGCAGCAGCAGCCGCCUAGCUACAAGCCCCAGCAGCAGCCGCCUAGCUACAAGCCCCAGCAGCAGCAGCCGCCUAGCUACAAGCCCCAGCAGCAGCAGCCGCCUAGCUACAAGCCCCAGCAGCAGCAGCCGCCUAGCUACAAGCCCCAGCAGCAGCAGCCGCCUAGCUACAAGCCCCAGCAGCAGCAGCCGCCUAGCUACAAGCCCCAGCAGCAGCAGCCGCCUAGCUACAAGCCCCAGCAGCAGCAGCCGCCUAGCUACAAGCCCCAGCAGCAGCAGCCGCCUAGCUACAAGCCCCAGCAGCAGCAGCCGCCUAGCUACAAGCCCCAGCAGCAGCAGCCGCCUAGCUACAAGCCCCAGCAGCAGCAGCCGCCUAGCUACAAGCCCCAGCAGCAGCAGCAGCCUAGCUACAAGCCCCAGCAGCAGCCUAGCUACAUGCAGCCCCAGCAGUCUGGCUACCAGCCCCAGCAGCCGCCGGCUGGCUACAUGCCGCCGGCUGGCUACAUGCCGCCGGCUGGCUACAUGCCGCCGGCUGGCUACAUGCCGAAGCCCCAGCAGCCUAGCUACAAGCCCCAGCAGCAGCCGCCGAGCUACAAGCCGAAGCCCCAGCAGCCUAGCUACAAGCCCCAGCCGCCGAGCUACAAGCCCCAGCCCAAGCAGCAGCCGCCGAGCUACAAGCCCCAGCCCAAGCAGCAGCCGCCGAGCUACAAGCCCCAGCCCAAGCAGCAGCCGCCGAGCUACAAGCCCCAGCCCAAGCAGCAGCCGCCGAGCUACAAGCCCCAGCAAACUCAGCAGCCGCCGAGCUACAAGCCCCAGCAAACUCAGCAGCCGCCUAGCUACAAGCCCCAGCAGCAGCAGCAGCCGCCUAGCUACAAGCCCCAGCAGCAGCAGCAGCCGCCUAGCUACAAGCCCCAGCAGCAGCAGCCGCCGCCUAGCUACAAGCCCCAGCAGCAGCAGCCGCCCUACAUGCAGCCCCAGCAGCCUGGCUACCAGCCCCAGCAGCCGCCGGCUGGCUACAUGCAGCCCCAGCAGUCUGGCUACCAGCCCCAGCAGCCGCCGGCUGGCUACAUGCAGCCCCAGCAGUCUGGCUACCAGCCCCAGCAGCCGCCGGCUGGCUACAUGCAGCCCCAGCAGUCUGGCUACCAGCCCCAGCAGCCGCCGGCUGGCUACAUGCCGCCGGCUGGCUACAUGCCGCCGGCUGGCUACAAGCCUAAGCCCCAGCAGCCUGGCUACAAGCCGCAGUAA